Molecule: messenger RNA, 1215 nt
Organism: Opisthorchis viverrini
Lineage: Eukaryota; Metazoa; Platyhelminthes; Trematoda; Opisthorchiida; Opisthorchiidae
Exons: 5
Coding region: 1-1050 (349 amino acids)
Biological process (GO): methylation
Cellular component (GO): eRF1 methyltransferase complex
Molecular function (GO): S-adenosylmethionine-dependent methyltransferase activity; nucleic acid binding; protein methyltransferase activity
Source: RefSeq, a predicted model, not a curated record
AUGGCCAAUUAUCGUCGUUCCCUUGUUCGUUCCGUACAGCCAGUGGCGGUGUUGCGGUCGUGCACACUUUCAGCCCCACUCCGCUGGUUGUAUGUCGCUAAGCCGUGUUUGGUUAGUUCCGCCAACGCACCUGCUAUCCGGAACGCCCCGGCUAACCAACCCAGAUCAGUACAGCAGCGCACAAUUGCAGUGGCUGAAGCUAUCGCCAUACGACAUCGCGACCCGAUCCUUUGUCGGCAAAAACGCUUUGUUCGUGUGUUGUACUUACCAUGGUCCAACUCACCUCCCCCCACACAUGCAUCGUGUGCUGAACACACAACUACAACACCCCCCGAACUGACUAGCUCAACCAUGCAAACCCCACUCACUGAUGUAUUACUGUGUUCUGAGUUCAAGGAUGUUUACCCUCCCUCCGAAGAUUCCUUCUUGUUUCUGGAUGCUCUGGAAGCUGACAUCAAUUUUUUAAAAUCGGUCCAACCCUGUGUAUCCCUUGAAGUUGGUAGCGGAAGUGGUAUAAUCAGCACUUUCCUGUGUAAUGCCAAUCUUGGUGUUUGCUUCCACAUCUGCACCGAUGUGUGCCCUACUGUAUGCAGAUUUGAUCGAUUGGGUGCUUGCAUUGCAACGAAGCGUGUGUUGGAAACAAACCUCGUUCCGGCAAUUCUUCCGGUCGAUUCCGUUCAGUGUUCACUUACGACGCCGUUGACCGACAGAUUGGCAUCCAGCGUCGAUAUAGUGUUGUUCAACCCCCCAUACGUCCCAACUUCUGCUGAAGAGCAUAAAGCAUCUGUAUCUACCAUUGCGUCCACUUGGUCUGGGGGCCUUAAGGGAAGGCAGGUCAUUGAUGCUUUCCUCGUCCAAGCGGUCAAACUGCUAUCCCCAAGAGGUUGUAUAUAUCUCUUGCUAUCGGAUGAUAACUGUCCGUCAGAAGUUCACCGUCUCGUGCAUACCCUAUCCUACGGUAGGUUACAGCCAUCGGUUAUUUUACGACGUCGAGCUCAAAACGAAUCUCUCGGAAUUUACCGUUACUCAGCUGCUUGUUUAACAGGAUGAUACUUUUUGUAACUGUCGACAUGCCAAAAUUUUACUCCACAACUACACAAUAUGCGGACACUUGUUCAACUGAAUUCACUCAUUAGUCUGUGAUUGUUCACUCAUUUCAGUGUUUCGGAGCUUCUUGGGUUCAACUGUCGCAUCGUUUUCCUAUUCAGUGUCAAG